CGCCGUAGGAGGCUGCAGUUCGAGGAAAGAAGUCGGACAACAAACAAGUAUUGACCUCCACUGAUGCAAUUCAGAACAGGAAGCUGCUUGUCUACGUGCGUCUCACCUCGUACUACCUCUCAUCCAGCCUACAUCAGCCAGCUCACAGGAUGCUGCUCUAACACACAUCAACCACUGCUCAGCAACAACAGGUGUCACCUGCUGGACUUUGACUCUCAACAUCAUUAAGAGGAAAUAUCAAAACUCUUUAGGUGUUUAAAAAUGAGCACGGGAGGAUUUUUCCAGAUGUUAAGGAAGAGGAAGGAGCUGAUCCCUCUGAUUGGAUUCAUGGCUUUUGCUGCUACAGGAGCAACCUCUGCUUCAAUCUACUUUCUGCUGACUAAGUCUGACGUUGUCUUGAAUAAGACCAAAAACCCAGAACCAUGGGAGAGAGUGGACCCCUCAAAACCCCAAAAGCUCAUCACCAUCAAUCAGCAGUGGAAGCCAGUGGAGGGUCUGGAGUUGGUGAAAAGCCUCCACAAAUAAAGGAAUGGCUUGAUCUGCAUCAAAGAUCCACAGUCAGAGUCCUCUCCUGCCCCCCCUCAUCAGUCGAACAGAAUCCUUUCUGCACAAACUAGGACACUUUGACAUUCAGUGUGCGGAAAUGCUUCUGCUCCACUGUUGGGGUUUCACUCGCUCUGUAGUGACCCAGCUCAACGACAGCCAUCCACAACAGAAGAAAUGCUGAUAAAUACUCUGACAGCUGUGUGGAGAAUGUUAUUUUAGCCUGUGUACUUGUGAAAAAAGAUUUAGAGACAUUUAUUUUCAACUGAAGAAGUUUGAAGUGAAUUUUCAGGGAUGUUGGAGGUUGUGGCUACGUAGUUGCUCCCACAGUAGAUGUAAAUGUAUGAUAAUGUCUGAAUGUGAAGGACAAAAUGUAAGCUUGGUGUACUGUACAGUGUCAAUAAAUUAUUAUUCAGAUCA
Molecule: messenger RNA, 963 nt
Organism: Cheilinus undulatus (humphead wrasse)
Lineage: Eukaryota; Metazoa; Chordata; Actinopteri; Labriformes; Labridae
Gene: coxfa4l3
Product: chromosome 1 C15orf48 homolog
Exons: 5
Coding region: 262-525 (87 amino acids)
Source: RefSeq, a predicted model, not a curated record